AUGAAGAAGAAAGGCAACGCAACUACUGCGGUACGUUUUGAGUUGGCCUGCCUACUUACUUACUUACUAUAUCCUGGAAACUUCCGUUAGAAACUGACUUUUUUUUAUUGCUAUAUGUAAGACAUAAGCUACAUUGUAGCCAAUAUGUUCCUGUCCGUAAAGUGGCCGGUUUAGAUUGUUGUAGCAUAUAUUUUUGCGGUGAAACCAUAUUCAACUCAAUUUAAAGACGUUGGAUGUUUAUUUUAUUUUAUUGUUUGACUUUACCAUAAGGCGUCUGAAAAAAAUGAAAGUGUGUUUCGUCGUGUGUGUGCUGAGCACGGUGGUAGUUUCUUGUUCGGGAGAAAAUAGUCGCUUCGAGAAGUCAUUCAACUAUUCCCCGGGAAUGAUGCAAGUCCUCCGGGAGACGCUCACGGAUUUGUCCAAGGAGGCGCACGGUUACCUGGUCCACCUUCUCGGGGCAAGGUCCGUUGAAAAUGCACAGGAGUGUUUCUUUCAGGUGGUCAAGUAUCUGGCUGAGGCAGCGGCCAGUGGAGCGAAUGUGGUUAUGAAGUACCUCGCCCAGUUCCUGAUGGUAGCAGGAGUUGAUGUUGAAAUGCCUGUUAACAGUAUCACCCCAGAUGCUGUGGUCUAUAUCGGUCAGUGGCUUCUGCUGGCUCUCAUUGGCUACUGGCUGCUGUCCCUGGCCUUCCGAUUGGUGGCGUCCACUCUGAGGCGGGUCCUGUGGCUACUGAAGCUGGGUGUGGUUUUAGGACUGUUUUGCCUGAUCCUAAGUGACAGCAGUGCUGGAACGGAGACUACGGCGCUGCGAUUGGCCGGCCUGGUGAGCGUCUGCGUCCUAUUGGGUAUCGGGCAUUCUGGCACCGGGGGUGAUAAAACCUACCUGGAGGAUCAAGUGAGGGUGCUAGAGAGACGAGUGAGAGAAAUGGAGAGGAGGAAAGAGAAGUGAGGGGUGGCUGGAUGGGAACUGAAAGGCCUUGUUUUGUACAUUAACCUAGGUCUAGGAUCGUAACAAGGACGUUGUACAUAAAGUUUUGUUUAAAAACAAAUGGUAUCGUUUUGCAUAAUGAAGCACUUUGCCUUUUUCAUAAAGAUCUUAGUUAAUGUGUGUGAGAAACAGAAUUGACAGCAAAUAUGAUUAGCUUGUUUUAAAGGAAACAGGCGGACAAGAGUAUUGUGUUUUCUGUUUAUUGAGGUGGACCCAUGCAUGUCCUACAAUAAAUGCUUUUGAUAUUCGCAGAAUAGAAACACUAAACAUUCCAUAAGGUAUCAUGAUAUGUCAUUGGAAAUCAUAUUUUUCUUCAUUCUCGCGCCUUUCCAGUUAUGGCAGCAUACACCACAAACAAGUUCAAAUAAAACAAAACUGAUGCAUACUUCCUAUUACCUACAUUUGAGAUCUGUCCAAAAGUUUAAGCGUAAUCAAGAGGCCUUCUCAUCUGCCCUUCUCCAAUUGAGAUUUUACCUUGACCAACUAGGGCCAGGAGUUUACUGUUCUGGUUACAUGGUCUGGAAAUGACCUCUCCCUGAAUAUAAUCAUGUAAAAUACAUUUCUCACCCCCUGACCUGACCAGGGGUACAUUCAUUAGGAACCUAAUGGAAGCAACUAGGUUGAAACGGGUAGGGACUAACUGAAUUUGUCCCAAAAAGUUGUUACCGUUUGCUUCAUUGUGCACUUAUGAAGACACCCCAGGACAAGAAGGCACUGGAUGCGUUUGUGUGAUAAGGCUUAAGCAAACGACUAGGUGAAAUCGGGGGAGGAGCAACGGCGACAGCCACAAGUUUGGGCACGUGGUUUUGCACCAAAUCUCAGACGAACAUGGCAGUGUUGCCAUUGUUAUGAAAGUAUUUCUUUGUAACGUUAAAAUAAUCACGUCUCCAACUUCCAUAUCACACAAUCGUAAUUUGAAAUCAUGCGGGUGUACAUUGUACAAACAAUGAGACUCGUAUCACAUUCAUUUUGUAUAUAUCCACUGUAUACAUAAAUCAAGGCAAAGUUGGUUCCUGUUUCAGUCAUGUCUUUGGUCACGUUCGUGUGGGUCAAACAAAAACAACCUAAUGAUUGGUUGACAAUAGAGCCUCCCACAAUGCAGGUGAUGGCUGCAGGAGGAAGUUGGUGAAGAGCAACUGCAGAAACUUGCAGUCAAAACGUCAUGACCUUUUUUUGUAAAGCUCAUGCAGUUGACAUUUAGGCACAAGUGGGAUCAUUUUUAUCCCCAUAAUGCAUCACACUUUGAAAGGUGGUGGCCACUGACUUGACAAGUGAUCCGCUCGAACUGUCUGUAAAACCUUCAGGAGUGCGUCAUUAUUUAAGAGACAAAUAGGAUUUUAUAUUUAAAUACCAAAAUGAGCCUUUUAAACCAAGAUGAUGUGUGUUGCAAAUGGCACCCUAUAGUACACUACUUUUGAGGGAGAUGCAGACGAUGUAUAGCAUCUUAAUAAAAUAGCGCCCUCCCAGUGUAUUAAUAAGUUAUUUAACUCUACAUACCCACCCUGUUGAAAUGACAGCAGUUUCAUAUGUAUAACUAAAAUGAUACACCACAUGCAUAUAAUGAAAAACGGCUAUACAUUGGGAAGUAAAGGCAUUUCUGAUCGUAUUUGCAUGCAUAUAUAUAUAUAUAUAUAAAAAACACACACACACUUUAAAUAUACACAACAGGAAGUGGCUACCUGACUGGCGGAGAGCUUUACUUGGUCUACCGAGUGGAUGAUAAGUUGUCCUAGCAUCUUCUGAUUGUAUGAUUAGGAGUGAUAUGGGUUCUGAUUGGAUUAUGAUACACUUAG
Molecule: messenger RNA, 2778 nt
Organism: Oncorhynchus nerka (sockeye salmon)
Lineage: Eukaryota; Metazoa; Chordata; Actinopteri; Salmoniformes; Salmonidae
Product: voltage-gated monoatomic cation channel TMEM109-like
Exons: 3
Coding region: 284-946 (220 amino acids)
Biological process (GO): cellular response to gamma radiation; intrinsic apoptotic signaling pathway in response to DNA damage by p53 class mediator
Source: RefSeq, a predicted model, not a curated record